Paramuricea clavata is the source of this 403-nucleotide messenger RNA. The record is from the annotation of a GenBank genome assembly. NCBI's taxonomy places the organism in Eukaryota, Metazoa, Cnidaria, Anthozoa, Malacalcyonacea, Plexauridae.
AUCAAGACUAUGCUUGGUGGGUUUAUAAUUCACGGUUAUUUUGGACUAUGGACUUUGAUUGUUAAGUCUCUUGGUAUGAUGCUGGCUGUAGCGGCUGGGUUAAGUCUUGGCAAGGAAGGUCCACUUGUACAUGUGGCUUGUUGUUGCGGAAAUGUCUUUGCAAAACUCUUUCCCAAGUAUCGCAAGAAUGAAGCGAAGAAACGAGAGGUAGAACAAAAUCAUUUAAGUAUUUGCUUGAAAGUAUUGUUAGUUUUCAUGGUGCGACACAGUCAGACAGACAAAACUUUUUACCUGAGCGAUAACGUCAUUAGACAUUACCCAUUAUACCACAAUCUUGGACAUAAUAAUAAUAAAUAAUAGUUCAAAUUUCUAUAUGGCGCUGCUUUCUGAAAAGAUCAGAAAA